Messenger RNA from Ficedula albicollis (Collared flycatcher), 398 nucleotides. Its product is annotated as C-C motif chemokine 4-like. The transcript has 3 exons. Lineage: Eukaryota; Metazoa; Chordata; Aves; Passeriformes; Muscicapidae. Bases 60 to 335 code for a protein of 91 amino acids. Gene Ontology annotation, cellular component: extracellular region. Gene Ontology annotation, biological process: positive regulation of GTPase activity; lymphocyte chemotaxis; cellular response to type II interferon. The record is from RefSeq and is a predicted model, not a curated record. Gene Ontology annotation, molecular function: chemokine activity; CCR chemokine receptor binding.
CCAGCUCCAGCUCCAGCUCCAGCUCCUGCUCCUGCUCCUCUCCCAGAGCUCACAGCACCAUGAAGGUCCUGGCAGCCACUCUGGUCACUCUGCUCCUCCUGGCCACCUGCUCCCCAUCUGAAGGUCACCUUGAUGGUGUCCCCAGCAGCUGCUGCUUCAGCUACCAGAAGCAGCCCAUCCCUCGGCGCCGUGUCAGCUCCGUGUUCGUCACCAGCAGCUCCUGCACCCAGCCGGGCGUGAUUGUGAUCACUGUGAAGGAGAGGCAGGUGUGUGCAGAUCCACGGGCACCAUGGGUGCAGGAGCUCCUGAAGCACUUCCAGGGCCUGCAGAACUGAACCUUUCCUGCUGACAGCCACACCCUGCACAACAGAGAGGAUUUGACCCCUAGCCUUCUUCAA